GGCGUGGUUUUAUAUUAAUGCCAAGUCAGCAUUAUGCCCAAGGGCAAAGGUAAAGGAGGAGGAGGUGGUGGUAGUGCUUCUGGGGGCGGGAAAGGAGGUGGGGCUAAAGGAAAAGGUGGUGCAGAAGGAGGAUCAAGUGAAGCUACUGCUGGUGGCAAGGCAAAGAAAAGUGGAGGAGGAAAUGCAAUAAAAGUGAGGCACAUACUUUGUGAGAAGCACUCUAAAGUAAUGGAAGCAAUGGAGAAGCUGAAGGCAGGUCAGAAGUUCAAUGAAGUUGCUACUAAUUAUUCAGAAGACAAAGCAAGACAUGGGGGUGACUUGGGUUGGAUGACAAGAGGUUCAAUGGUGGGUCCCUUUCAAGACGCUGCUUUCCAAUUAGAGCCCAGCACUGUGGAUAGACCAGUCUAUACAGAUCCUCCCGUUAGGACGAAAUUCGGAUACCACAUCAUAAUGAUUGAAGGAAAACGAUAACAGAAUCGUUUAACAUUUAAAGUCAAUUGCACAGAGUCAGAGAUAGAUAAAAUUUAUUUCAAUCUCGAUAAUAUGUUAAUUUGACACAAUACAGUAAAUAAA
Messenger RNA from Amphimedon queenslandica, 573 nucleotides. Its product is annotated as peptidyl-prolyl cis-trans isomerase NIMA-interacting 4-like. Gene Ontology annotation, molecular function: DNA binding; peptidyl-prolyl cis-trans isomerase activity. The transcript has 4 exons. NCBI's taxonomy places the organism in Eukaryota, Metazoa, Porifera, Demospongiae, Haplosclerida, Niphatidae. Bases 34 to 471 code for a protein of 145 amino acids. The record is from RefSeq and is a predicted model, not a curated record. Gene Ontology annotation, biological process: rRNA processing.